UGGUAAAGGCUAUUAUUUUAGGUUGCUUGAAAAGGAUUAGAAAAAUUAAUGAAGGAUAAGGUUACCAGUGGCUGCAAGACAUGGUACAAUGGUAAACUUGGAAGUAUAGGCAUUCUUCAUAACAGCACCUAAAGCCAAGCAACCAAAGAAAGCCAGUGUGAUGUAGUGGUUAGAAUGCUAGACUGGGAUGCAGGAGAUCCAAGUUCACACACCCACUUAGCCAUGAAGUUCACAGGAUGCCUCUGGGCCAGUCACAUAUCCUGAUUUACCUCACAAAGUGGUUGUUUUUGUUUUUCUUCUGAAGAUAAAGUGGAGAAAACCUUGUAAGCUGCCUUGUGUUCUUUGCAAGAGGAAAGAAGGUGGGGUAUAAAUUUAUUUAUUAGUUUUAUAUCCCACCUUUUUUCUAACAAAAUCUUUUUUCCUACUCUUGCUUCCGACCACAACAGCCUCUGCCUUAUUGGUCCACUGCAGUCCUGAGAUGGAUUCCCCACUGCCCCCUCCCAAGGGCCCUUGCAUUUCCCAGCAACUCCGGCCUGCACUAAGAUUUCUAUUAAAUGAAAACAGUUUUGCAGUGAUUCCCCCCUCUUCUUCCAUGUAUUUUCAAAAGCAAACUGGAGAGACUGACACAUCAUUUGGAGAAAAGGGAUAUAGGAAACAGUGAUGCAUCUGUUGCUAGGGGGCUGAGGGCAGUAGAGAUUGAACACUAGAAGCAGCUACUUCCACAGUGCCAGGGAGCCCCUCUGCUGUUUCCAUACCAACAAUGGUAAAAUGGCGAUCCCUGGUCCAGGUGACUGGAGAAGCUACAAUAAAGUGUGAAAAUUUGAGAACAGACUGUGGAUUCUUUCUGUGGUUUCAGAAAACUGAUCCUACUAUGGAGGCACUCUGGAACUGGAUCCAGAUGUCACGACUGGCCCACAAUGGGCCUGAUUGUCAAGAACUGAGGAAUUAGGGACUGGGUCGUCCUCCCUACACAAUGCAGAUUGACUUCGAUUUUUCUGUCCGUGGAGUUGCACGUUCGAAGAGCUGGUUACUAGUCAUGCUUUUCAGCCGUCACCAUUGCUUCUAAGGAGCUGCAGGUUGGAGAUGGGCUAUUGACUCUGCUCCUGCCCUUCACUGGAACCUGUGCAGGUUCAAGGACAGCGCUGGAAAUCUGCCCCUGAAGACUUCUCAUUCCAUCCUCUUCCACUUAGGAUAAAGGCCUCUGGAUCCUCAAGGAUAGCUGAGAUCUUUCCUUACCAGGGAGAAUCUGCCAUUCCAGCCAAGUAUUUCCUCUCCUGUGGAAUUUCACGGUCAUAGUGCCUAUUAUCACAGCUGCCCACACUAGUGCAAGUGGCUUUAAUUUUUCCUCUCCCAAGUUAAAAAAAGCAUCCUUUGAAAAUGGGCUUUACCCUCCACUCUGCUUCUUUCAUCCUGAAGGUGAGCUUAUUGCUGGGCUCCUUGUUCAGCCUCUGUCUUGGACUAGAGUUUAUGGGCCUCCCCAAUCAGUGGGCCCGUUACCUUCGCUGGGAUGCAAGUACAAGGAGCGACCUCAGCUUGCAGUUGAAGACGAAUGUCUCGGCAGGGCUGCUUCUUUACUUUGAUGAUGGCGGUGUCUGUGACUUCCUUUGUUUGUCCUUGGUGGAUGGGCGGAUUCAACUCCGGUUCAGUGUGGACUGUGCUGAGGCCACAGUUGUUACGGAUAAGCAGGUCAACGACAGCAACCUCCACUUCUUGAUGGUUAGUCGCAACCAUCUCCGGACAGUCCUUGUGCUGGAUGGUGAAGCCAAGCCUGGAGAGGUGCGCCCACAGCGCCAGUACAUGAAUAUUGUUAGUGACCUCUUUGUGGGUGGGGUCCCGUUGGACAUCCGCCCUGCAGCUUUAACCCUUGACAGUGUCCUGAGUGAGCCACCAUUUAAAGGAUUUAUCUUGGACUUGAAAUAUGGCAAUUCUGAACCCCAGCUCCUGGGCCACCAAGGGGUCCGCCUGGACAUGGAAGGGCUAUGUACAGAGAACCCUUGUGAGAAUGGGGGAACUUGCUUCCUUCUGGAUGGUGAGCCACAGUGUGAUUGCUCAGCCACUGGAUAUGUUGGGAAACUCUGUUCUGAAGAUGCCAGCCGUGUUCCAGGCCUUUCACACCUGAUGAUGGGCGAACAAGGUAGAAGUAAAGCAAGAGACGAGAAUGUAGCCACCUUCCGUGGUUCCGAAUACCUGUGCUAUGACCUCUCCCAGAACCCCAUUCAAAGCAGCAGUGAUGAGAUCACGCUCUCCUUCAAGACAUGGCAGCGCAACGGGCUGAUCCUGCACACGGGCAAGUCGGCUGAUUACGUCAACUUGGCUCUGAAAGAUGGUGCGGUCUCGUUGAUCAUUAACCUGGGGUCCGGAGCUUUUGAGGCCAUUGUGGAGCCAGUCAGUGGCAAAUUUAAUGACAACCAGUGGCACGACGUUAAAGUGACACGGAACCUGCGGCAGGUGACAAUCUCUGUGGAUGGAAUCCUCACUACCACAGGCUACACACAAGAGGACUAUACCAUGCUAGGGUCAGAUGACUUCUUCUACGUGGGUGGGAGCCCCAGUACUGCGGAUUUACCUGGUUCUCCUAUCAGCAAUAAUUUCAUGGGCUGCCUCAAAGAGGUUGUUUAUAAGAAUAAUGACAUCCGUCUGGAGCUGUCUCGCUUGGCAAGGAUUGGUGACACAAAAAUGAAAAUCUAUGGGGAGGUGAAGUUCACAUGCGAGAAUGUGGCUACAUUGGACCCCAUCAACUUUGAGACACCUGAGGCCUACAUUAGCCUGCCUAAAUGGAACACCAAGCGGAUGGGGUCUAUCUCCUUUGACUUCCGCACCACAGAGCCCAAUGGCCUCAUACUCUUCACCCAUGGAAAACCUCAGGAGAGGAAGGAUUCCAGAAGUCAGAAGAACACCAAAGUGGAUUUCUUUGCUGUGGAACUCUUGGAUGGAAAUCUCUACCUGCUUCUUGACAUGGGCUCUGGAACUGUCAAAGUAAAGGCCACUCAGAGAAAAGCUAACGAUGGAGAAUGGUAUCAUGUUGAUAUUCAAAGAGAUGGCAGAUCAGGUACCAUAUCGGUGAACAGCAGAAGAACACCAUUCACUGCUAGUGGGGAGAGUGAGAUCCUGGAUCUGGAAGGGGACAUGUACCUUGGAGGGCUGCCUGAAAACCGGGCAGGCCUUGUCCUCCCUACGGAACUCUGGACAGCCAUGUUGAACUAUGGCUAUGUGGGCUGCAUCCGGGACCUCUUCAUUGACGGAAGGAGCAAGAACAUCCGGCAGCUGGCAGAGCAGCAGAAUGCUGCGGGCGUCAAAUCCUCCUGCAUUCGGGUGAACACCAAGCAGUGUGACAGCUACCCCUGCAAGAACAACGCUAUCUGCAAAGAUGGCUGGAACCGGUUUAUCUGUGACUGCACUGGGACCGGCUACUGGGGCAGAACAUGUGAGCGGGAGGCAUCCAUCCUGAGUUACGACGGCAGUAUGUAUAUGAAGAUCAUCAUGCCCAUGGUAAUGCACACGGAGGCGGAGGAUGUGUCCUUCCGCUUCAUGUCCCAGCGGGCUUAUGGGCUGCUGAUGGCUACCACAUCACGUGAUUCAGCGGACACACUACGCCUAGAGCUGGAUGGAGGCCGCGUCAAACUCAUGGUCAACCUAGACUGUAUCAGGAUAAACUGUAACGCCAGUAAAGGACCAGAGACCCUUUAUGCUGGGCAGAAACUCAAUGACAAUGAGUGGCACACUGUCCGGGUGGUGCGUCGGGGAAAGAGUCUCAAGCUGACAGUGGAUGAUGAUGUUGCUGAAGGCACAAUGGUUGGUGACCACACCCGCUUGGAGUUCCACAACAUUGAGACUGGGAUAAUGACAGAGAAGCGUUACAUCUCUGUCAUUCCCUCCAGCUUCAUUGGCCACCUCCAGAGUCUCAUGUUCAAUGGUCUUCUCUACAUUGACUUAUGCAAGAAUGGUGACAUUGACUACUGUGAACUGAAAGCCCGGUUUGGUCUUCGUAACAUUAUUGCUGAUCCUGUCACCUUCAAGACCAAAAGUAGCUACCUGAGCUUAGCAACCUUGCAGGCUUACACUUCCAUGCACCUCUUCUUCCAGUUCAAAACAACCUCUGCUGAUGGCUUCAUCCUUUUCAACAGUGGGGAUGGAAAUGAUUUCAUUGCAGUAGAGCUGGUAAAAGGGUAUAUACAUUAUGUGUUUGAUCUUGGAAAUGGACCUAAUGUCAUCAAGGGCAAUAGUGACAGACCAUUGAAUGACAACCAGUGGCAUAAUGUAGUCAUCACUCGAGAUAACAGCAACACCCAUAGCCUAAAAGUGGAUACCAGGAUUGUAACUCAGGUUAUCAAUGGGGCCAAAAACCUUGACCUUAAGGGUGAUCUUUAUAUUGCUGGCCUGGCUCAAGGAAUGUACAGCAACCUGCCAAAGUUGGUGGCAUCCCGUGAUGGCUUUCAGGGCUGCCUAGCAUCAGUGGACUUGAACGGGCGCCUGCCAGAUCUAAUUAAUGAUGCUCUACACCGCAGUGGGCAGAUUGAACGAGGAUGUGAAGGACCAAGCACCACCUGUCAAGAAGACUCCUGUGGCAACCAAGGCAUUUGCAUCCAGCAGUGGGAAGGCUUCACUUGUGACUGUUCCAUGACAUCCUACUCUGGGAACCAGUGCAAUGACCCUGGUGCCACAUACAUCUUUGGGAAAAGUGGAGGCCUCAUCCUGUACACCUGGCCAGCAAAUGACAGACCCAGCACAAGAACAGACCGCCUUGCUGUCGGGUUCAGCACAACAGUGAAAGAUGGCAUCUUGGUUCGGAUUGACAGUGCUCCUGGCCUUACUGACUUCCUGCAGCUUCACAUAGAACAAGGCAAAAUUGGUGUAGUCUUCAAUAUUGGCACUGUAGAUAUCUCCAUCAAAGAAGAGAGCACCCCAGUGAAUGAUGGCAAAUACCAUGUUGUGCGCUUUACCCGAAAUGGUGGCAACGCUACACUUCAGGUGGAUGGCUGGCCAGUGAAUGAACACUACCCUUCAGGCAACACUGAUACCACGUUCCAAUUGGUAAAACAGAAAAUCCCCUUCAAAUAUAACCGGCCCGUAGAGGAAUGGCUGCAGGAAAAAGAUGAUGCAACACCGCAUCACCACUUGACUUCGAGACCUGCCACGACGACCAAAAUUGGACGACAGUUAACGAUCUUCAACACCCAGGCGCAAAUAGCCAUUGGAGGAAAAGACAGAGGGCGUCUCUUCCAAGGCCAGCUCUCCGGACUCUAUUACAAUGGCUUGAAAGUAUUGAACAUGGCAGCAGAGAAUAAUCCCAACAUCAAGAUCAAUGGAAGUGUCCGGUUGGUUGGAGAAGUGCCGUCCAUCUUGGGAACAGCACCCACGACUUCCAUGCCACCAGAGAUGUCUACCACAGUCAUGGAGACCACCACUACAAUGGCCACUACUACAACCCGAAAAAACCGUUCCACACCCACCAUUCAGACAACAGAUGACCUCGUUUCUUCAGCAGAAUGUUCUAACGAUGAUGAAGAUCUCAUUGAAUGUGAGCAGAGUGUAGGUAAGCCAGGAGGUGAAUUAGUUAUCCCUCUUCUUGUAGAAGACCCUUUAGAUAUCCCUCCUAUUGCUACUCGUGCACCUUUCAUUACACUCCCCACUACCUUCCGCCCCCUCCUCACCAUUAUUGAGACCACCAAAGAUUCCCUGUCCAUGACCUCUGAGGCGGGGUUACCUUGCUUGUCGGACCAAGGCAGCGAUGGUUGUGAUGAUGAUGGCUUGGUGAUAUCUGGGUAUGGCUCAGGGGAAACCUUUGACUCUAACCUACCCCCUACUGAUGAUGAAGAUUUUUACACCACCUUCUCCUUGGUAACAGAUAAGAGUCUUUCCACUUCCAUCUUCGAAGGUGGCUACAAAGCACACGCACCCAAGUGGGAAGCCAAGGACUUUAGACCUAACAAAGUCUCCGAUACUGGUAGGACUACUACCACAGCUUUAUCCCCUGAGCUGAUCCGCUCCACAGCUUCGUCCUCGACUGGGAUGGUGCCCAAAUUGCCAGCCGGCAACAUGAAUAACCGUGACCUCAAACCCCAGCCUGACAUAGUCUUGCUUCCGUUGCCCACUGCCUAUGAGCUAGACAGCACAAAACUGAAGAGCCCGCUAAUAACUUCCCCCAUGUUCCGUAAUGUGCCCACAGCAAACCCCACAGAGCCAGGAAUCAGACGGGUUCCGGGGGCCUCAGAGGUGGUCCGUGAGUCGAGCAGCACAACGGGAAUGGUCGUCGGCAUUGUGGCUGCCGCCGCCCUCUGCAUCCUCAUCCUCCUGUACGCCAUGUACAAGUACAGGAACAGGGACGAGGGGUCCUAUCAGGUGGACGAGACGCGGAACUACAUCAGCAACUCGGCCCAGAGCAACGGCACGCUCAUGAAGGAGAAGCAGCAGAGCACAAAGAGCGGCCACAAGAAACAGAAAAACAAGGACAAAGAAUAUUACGUGUAAAAAUACUUAUUUAUAUAUAUAAAUAUAUAUACACACACACACACACACUUAAUGAGAUAUAACUGAAUUGAAACUGUUACAGCUAACAAGAUUGGGAGCUACAGUUUGUGGUUUAAAACAAGUCUUGAGAAUAAACAUUUCAGCCAUUGACUGCUAAGUUUUCAGUCAUUGCUUGGAGUCCCCAAACUCUGCCCUAGUGUAUUAUAAAGCACACUUAGCCCUCCGAAGAAGGCAUCUGCAGCAUUACCCAUGUUGGCGAACUUUAAAGCCUUCCGACCUCCUCCUCGGCUGAACUAUUCUGCAAGGGCAGAAGACUUCAUGGCUUACUUGUUUCGUAUCUCCAAGUGAGUCUUUAAUGAUGUUCAUGUUCUUUGACUGUACGCUAAUUUUUUUCAGUUUAAUUAUUUUAAAAAAUAACACAAAAAAGUAAAAAGAAAAAAUACAAAUGUUAUAAAUGAAACAGAACAACUUAUCUGGCCAUGUCCAGCCUACGUAUCAUUUUUCAAGAUGUGAGGGGGGAAAGAAAAAUAAAUGGUUUGGGGUUUUCAUUAUGUUUUUUGUCUGAUUUUUUUCAUUUUCUGUGAGAGGUUUUGGGAGAAUGAGCCAGGACAUAAGUCAAUAAGAAAUCCUAGGGGAAAAAUAUUGUACUAAAAAGAGACUAUUGCCAUAUAUGAACUCAAGUUCUACCAUGGUGUUUGCUCUACAUAUCAGGUUGUGUUGUCUCUUGAAUCUGUUGUCUGCAGUAAGUUGUUAACAUUAUAAAUGUGAUGGGGUUGCAGUGAUGAUGCUGAGAUUGAUGGUCAUGGAAAAUUGGAUCCCCAGGAUCUGGCUUCAGUAUUUCUAAGUGAUGUCAUAAGGAGAUAACAGUUUCUUCUUUGACCAGGGCCCACUGGCUGCAUUUGACUACCAUUUAGUGUAAACAUUAGCUCAGCUAAGCUAUGAAAAAUAGGAUUUAGAAACUAAAUAAUGCAAAACAAAAAUACUUUGCCAUUCUGAGUUGACUAGAUCAAGCAAAUAUAAGAGAGCCAUUCUCUGGGUUCUGGCUCCUUGGCUGAUGGCGAUGCAUGAGUGCAAACAAUAUUAAUCAAUUGAAUUAUGUUGAGUCCAGCCCAUGACAAGAACUACAAAAUGUCACACAAGCCAAAAACUUGUCAUGGAGAAAUACAAACAGGGGUGGGUUGUUGUUUUUUAAUCAUGAAGGUGUGUUUCAUAUGUAAUGAUUUAAUUUUGUAGAUUGACAUUUCUGAUUCGCUGUCCUUCCAUUUGCCCUUCUACCUUUCCCUUCUCUUUUAUAUGAAAGAAAAUAAAUUUAAAAGUCACUAUGACACUCAGAAAUAAAAAAAUUAAAGGAGCUUAUUAAUAGUAUAAUAUAUAUAAAUAUAUAUAUAUAUACACAGAUAUAUUUAUCAUGGUAUGUUUGAUGGGACGACUGGAACAGAAAUGCUGUUAACGUCUUAAUACAAAAUGAGAAUGUUGUAAAGAAAAGAAUUGUUUUUACAAAACAACAAAAGCUAAACUUUAAAAAUGUGAAGAGUGUGCAUUUAAACUUUGUCACAGUUAUCUGUGUCAAAAAGAUUUUAAGAUAAAAAUAAGAUUUUGUUUACAUAUUUUACUACAAUUUUUUUUUUUUGGCUGGUGUAAUUUCUAGAUGGGUACUUGAUGUACAUAAUGCUUUGAGGUUUUAUUGGGUUGUUGUUCAUAUUCAAUGUACUUAAUUUUGGAUGUUGUUUUUUAUUUUUUCUUCCAUUAUUUUGAAAGAGAGCAACUUACUGUACAGGGAAAAACUGGGUGUUUUUUGGCCACAAAUAUCAUGUGCAAAAAAAAAAGAAAAAAUCAAGCAAAAAAAGAGAAAGAGAAUGAAAGAGAAAGGUGAAAACCACAAAAAACUUAGAGGACUCUGGUAUAUUAGAAAUGUACAAUUUUUCUGUGUACAGAUGAAAUCUAAUCAGCUGUUUAGGUUUAGAAAUCUACUCUUGCUGGUGUUUAUAAGUCGCAUGAAUCUUUGACUUUGAAGAAGUGUUAUCCAAUGCACACACGCACAUGAGAACAAAAUAAAAAAGGCAGCCUUCUCAUAUGGUUUGAGACUAGGCUUACCUGGCUAACAAAUCUUUUCAGUGUGUGUGAGGUUUGUUUGUUUUUUUAAUUAUUUUUUACACUACAACAGAGAAAAAAAUAAAGACAGGUUUAAAAAAAGAUAUGAAAGCACGACUUUGGACAACCUUAACUGGCCGAACAUAUACAGAGUUGAUUAUAUCUUGAUGUCUGUAAAAGAUUGCUGCUGUUCUUGGAGUCUUGGAGUCUUGUGAAAUGAUUUUCUGCUUUCUUUCUUUAUCUUUUUUUUUUUAAUCAGGAAAAAAAACAUUUUCUUUCUUUUUUUUCUUUUGUUGGUGUCUAUUUCAAUUGGACAGUUUUUUGGGAACAUGUGCAUUUUUGUAUGUGGGCUUCUAUCAUAUUCCUAUUGUUUUAUGGACAGAACCCUAAAGAUUUUCUUUAACAUUAUUGUGCCGUUAUUGCUUCUUUUCCCCCUUUCCCUCCACCUGUUCUUUUUUCUCUGUUAUUUUCUUUUCAUAAUUGCCUUUCUGUUCAAGGAUAUGCUUAGCAAUAAAAUGUUCUUCCCAAA
Messenger RNA from Varanus komodoensis (Komodo dragon), 9088 nucleotides. RefSeq names its product neurexin 3 (gene NRXN3). The transcript has 23 exons. The record is from RefSeq and is a predicted model, not a curated record. NCBI's taxonomy places the organism in Eukaryota, Metazoa, Chordata, Lepidosauria, Squamata, Varanidae. Bases 1378 to 6468 code for a protein of 1696 amino acids.